Molecule: messenger RNA, 1983 nt
Organism: Symbiodinium sp. CCMP2592
Lineage: Eukaryota; Dinophyceae; Suessiales; Symbiodiniaceae
Source: the annotation of a GenBank genome assembly
AUGGGACAGGAGCUCAAUGACAUGUUCGAGCUGAAAACCCUGACCGGGCAAGCCCAGGUGCCACAUGUCCUGAACCCAAAGUACACGGCUGGCUAUGUUUCUGUAGCAGAGCGAGCGAUGAGGUUCAGCUUCCAGCCUGCAUGGUUCUUUAUUGGGACUUUCAUCAACACUGAACACAAGCAUGGUGCCUGUGGCCUCUUCCUGCUUUCGAUUUGCUUGCAAGGUUCUGAGCGAGCAAUCAUUGCACACGGCAAUCUGUUGCUGCACUACGAAGGUGCACCCGCCUGCCCUGAAACCCUGCCUCACCUCAACUUUUUCAUCCUGUCUUGUGGUGCCAGAGGCCACAGCGACAGCAACUUCGAGCAAUCGCUGUGCAAAGAACUCGGCAGUAUUCGAAACAUUUCGAAGAUCUUCCUCGAGAGCAUCACAUGUUGGCACACCACUGGUGUGGCGGGCAGCUUGUGCCCCUUCGAUGUACUCCAGUGGCAUAAGAAGCGGAAGGACGACUGCCUGAAACAUUGCUUCGACCCCUUGGCGGCCAUGCUACAGGUGGACGGUGGCCAGCUAGAGGCUGAAUUUCUGUUGGCUCGGCCGACUGCUUUGCAUUUGGCGAGGGCUGGCCACUUGGACUAUUGGCCUCAGACGAUGAACCAUUGGGGCUUGAGGUUGCCGGUCCUUUGCAAAGUUCGCUGCCUGCUCUGCAUCUUCGACUCGACUUCCGCCAUCGAAAGCAGCUUCUCCACCUACCGGCUUUUCACCAAGGGCGCCAAGGCUUCAAUCACGGAGGCCCAUCGCAACCUGUAUAUGAAAGUGUUCUGCGAUGCUCCGCCGCCGGAUAUGAGUUUCAUCUGCGAAUCAGCCGUCUGGAUCGCCAGGCCGACCACAGCCGGCAGAUGCUACGAAGCCACACCGUUUUGCAACCGGGUGUUGCAAACAUACCGUGUGCUGAAUGGCGGGCAGGGGAAGAACACCAAGUCCACGAAUCUGCCCCGCAGGCUGAUGAAAUCCAGACUUCGAGCAAAAGGCCUGCAAGCCUUCGAUCGCCGCAAAAGCGGCGAGAUCGUGGCUUUGACCGAGGAGCAGUCGAAGGCUCUGGACCCUUCGGUCGUGGAAAAGAUCGUGGGCCUUGACGAUGUGGUACAGAAGGCCGCCAAGGAUCGCACUUCGCAGAAGCAAAUCGAUUUGCUUUUGUGCUUGAAGAAGAAGGCCCGGGAAAGGCAGGAGGCCUUCAUUCACGGGCCGCACCACGAAGGUGCUGCAAAGCUGAAGGAGCUGGAGAGGGAUGUUCUUAAGAAUGCCGAACAGCUGUGCAAGGUCGAGCAACGACAGAUGGCCAAGGACACAAGGACCCUGGCACCCGUGCCAACCUGGGUUGUGAUUGUUGGUGAGGCGACGGAAGACAAGCACGCCAUCAAGAGACGGGUUUUGGAGGUUUGCAAGCCUGAGCAACAGGUGGUCAUACACGGGGUUACUUCCUUCUUGACUCAGUUGCACAAGGCCAGUUUCUACGAGACACUGCCCAGCCAGAUAGUGUACCUGUGCUCCAAUUCUGAAACUCUGCUCUGGCUCACUGACCCAACGCUCGACAUCGACGACGAAUCCGACAAGCAGAAGAAGAGAUCCCACCUCCUGUUGGCUACUCGCCUGUUGGGCGGUUAUGUCUGUGGCCCGAGCUGGUUGGAACGCCUUGCCAACAGCCCCGCACAGGCCUUGCCAGCUCCGAUCCUGCAGCUCCGUUCGGCUGCGCUCACGCCGCAUCAGGUUUACUUGGGCAAGCAGCUGCCAGGCCAUGCUUCGGAUUUCUGGUGGCAGCUUCACAAAGGGCUUCUUAACAGUCGCCUGGGAGACAGUGUUUCGAUGGUCUUACGGGACAAGAAGAAGCACAAGCUGCUUCUCGCCUGCAUUCUUUCAGUCAAGCCCAGGGCCCGAGACACAUCAAAAAGGAUGUACUUUUUUUCUGCAACCCAGACUUGUCGGAUAUGA